Molecule: messenger RNA, 6078 nt
Organism: Indicator indicator
Lineage: Eukaryota; Metazoa; Chordata; Aves; Piciformes; Indicatoridae
Gene: SHROOM3
Product: shroom family member 3
Exons: 11
Coding region: 1-6078 (2025 amino acids)
Biological process (GO): actin filament organization
Cellular component (GO): adherens junction; cortical actin cytoskeleton; apical junction complex
Molecular function (GO): actin filament binding
Source: RefSeq, a predicted model, not a curated record
AUGUUAGACAAUAUUAACACCAGCAUAUCAUCUCCAGAGGCCAGCAUUACCCACCAAGGAAGAUACAUCUACCUGGAGGCACUGCUUCAAGGAGGCGCUCCAUGGGGAUUCACCCUGAAAGGAGGGCUGGAGCACGGGGAGCCGUUAAUCAUCUCAAAGAUCGAACAGGGAGGUAAAGCAGACUCCCUGCCUUCCAAGCUGCAGGCUGGUGACGAGGUGGUGAACAUCAACGAGGUGGAACUGAGCAGCUCCAGGAGAGAGGCCAUCUCCCUGGUGAAAGGGUCCUACAAGAAACUGAAGCUGGUCGUCCGCAGGGACACACAUGCAGCAAAGGGAUGCACUGACCUGUCCCCCAGCCCGGACUGUCUGACCACUCACUUCCAGCCCAGCAAAUCCUCGUGGACAGGAGGAGUUAAGCUACGGGUGAAGACCAGGCGGACUGAAGCUCCAGGCCGACCUCACUCCUGGCAUUCAACCAAACUUGUGGAGAACCAACCCGAUCCCAGCAUGAUGCAAAUAUCUCAGGGUACGCUUGGCACCCCUUGGCAUCAGUCCUACCACUCCAGCUCCUCAACCAGCGAUCUCUCUGGCUAUGAGCAUGGCUAUCUGAGGAGAAGUCCCGACCAGUACAGCUCCCGGGGCAGCAUGGAGAGCUUGGACCACCCCUCCCCUGGCUACCAUCCUUGUCACCUGUCCCCAGCCAAAUCCACCAACAGCAUCGACCAGCUCUCCCACCUUCACAGCAAGAGAGACUCUGCCUACAGCUCCUUCUCCACCAACUCCAGCAUCCCCGAGUAUCCUGCUGCCCCCUUCAGCAAGGAGCACUCCUGCUCCACAGACAGCCUGCAGCCCCGAGGAGGCCUGCAGGAGGGCAUCAGGCAGGCUGACAUCAGGUACGUCAAGACUGUCUAUGAUGCCCAGCGUGGGAUCUCCAAGGAGUAUGAGGUGAAGUCCUCUGCCUUGCUCCCCAGCUGUGAGGCUAGGGCCUCUCUGGAGGGCCGCAGCCAUGGCAGGCUCCAUGGCUUCCUGCGGCACAACCUGGCUCCCUCCUGGGCACAGCCAGGCCAGGGCUCCCUGGAUAGCAAGAGCCAGCCCCACAAGGGACCUCCCUUACCUCCCGCUCGCAGCGACAGCUAUGCAGCCACCAGGCACCACGAGAAGCCCAGCUCCUGUGCUGGCCUUGACCUGAGCAAGCCUGGUCGGAGUCAGCCAAAAGGGGCCUGGUCUCCACUUGUCAGCACCCUGUCCCAGGGGCCACUGCUGAAAAGCCCCUUUGGAGAAGGGCACCUGCACACCGUGGUGGAGAAGAGUCCAGAGAGUAGCCCCACUGUGAAGCCCAAGCAGAGCUAUUCCCAGCCAGCCCAGCCAGGUCAGCCCCUGCUGCCUACUGGUGUCUACCAAGUACCUUCCCCAGAGCCACACUAUGCCCAGGUGCCCCAGCCCUCUGCAAGCAGCAACGGGACGCUUUAUCCAGCUCUGGCCAAAGAAAGUGGCUACUCUCCACCUCCUCCAGUCUCCUAUGACAAGGCUGUAGCCAGCUGCACCCUGGGCUUUGAUGAGAAUGGAAACCAAAGCACUGCAAACAGAUCAACCAUCUUCUACCAGCCCCCAGCAGCUGAGAGAAAGCAUGAGGCUGCAGCAAAGCUUCUCCAGCAGAAACCUCCUGGCACAGCAGGCACAGAAGUCUGCCCGACCACGUUGAGAAAGGAGGAGCUGUUACCCCCCUACAAGGUGGCACACAGCAGCCGAGAGACCACAAGUCCUGCACAGGCCACCAAACAGAGUUUUCAAACUCCACAGCCCCAGGUGAGGGAUGCUAGUGAGAGAAAAACCCAUUUCCAGCCCAAGGAGGAGUGGACAGCAGAGUCCUUGGAGGACAAAAAUGGCAAGGCACAGAUCAACGAGAGAGACUCUGGUAGCCAUCAGCAGUGGGGUCACAGCAAGGCCAAGCAGUAUGGCUUCUCCUCCUUGCAGAACAUCCCAGAGAGCUCCAGGAGGCAGAGCAGCUCCGAGCUAAAAGAGAUGCAGGUGGGUGAGGGUUAUUCCAUCCCCAGACUGUCCUUGGGCAGUAAAGAAGAGAAGGACCACAGGGCACAGGGGCACAGACAGUGGAGUGAUGUGGACCCACAGGCCUUUGUGAGGCAGGAGGAGGAGGAAGGCACCGGUGUGACUCUGUUCCACACUGCUGAGCCUAAGCAUAAAGAGCCCUCAUCUCCACAGCACCCAAAAACCUCUGACUUUGGGAGGAGCCGGCUCAGCUCCAGCAGCACCCAGAGCUUUCCCUACAGCAAAGCAGAGGCUGCCAAGCCCCGCUGCUCUGUGCUGGAGAAGGUCACCAAGUUUGAGCAGCGAGAGCAAAGCGCUCCCCGACCCCAGAGCGCCGGCAUGCCCAGCUUCGGCCAGCACUAUGGGCCCAGCAGGACCAGCCAGCCCUCCAGCACCAGGUGCUCUCUGCACAGCCUGGAGGACAUGCGGAGCAAGCUGCCCAGUGAGCCAGGCAGCGUCUCCAGCCCCUCCAUCAGGAAUGGGAAGCUGGAGGAGGCUGACUGGCGCACUAUAGAGCUGCAGAUGGUGGCUUCGGCGAAGCAGGUGAGACCCAGCGAGUACUACAGCUUGUGUCCUGAAAAUGAGGUGCAAACAAGGGCAGCUCAGCUCCUGAGGAGUAAAAGCACAUUCCAGCUGGGGGAUGAACCUGAGAAGGAGAUCCUCUGGAAGGAUAACAUCCAGGAUGCCCAUGGGCUGGACACACCAUUUAACAGGGCCUACAGGAACAGCAUUAAAGACGCUCAGUCCAGGGUGCUGAGGGCCACUUCCUUCCGUCGCAUCAGCCCCCCAUUUGGGAGCGCGUCCAAGAGAACAGCCCAGAGGCCUGCCUCAGCCCACAUGGGCGUGAGGAGCACGGCAGCUUCUCCCCACACCCCAAAGGAGAGGCACAGUAUCACGCCCACAGAAGGCAGCCUCUCUGCCCUGGACUAUGGCAAGGGGCAGCACGUCUCGCGCAUCGGGGGCCGGAGGCGGCUGACGGCGGAGCAGAAGAAGAGGUCCUACUCGGAGCCGGAGAAGAUGAACGAGGUGGGCAUCUCUGACGGGGAGCCAUCGCCCUUCUCCUUCCAGAAGAAGAGCAGCCACUUUGUGUUCCCGGAGAACACGGUGGCCGACCGGCGCAAGAUCUUCGAGCGGGAUGGCAAAGCCUCCUCCACCGCCUGCCUGUCCAAGCCGGAGCUGAAGCAGCUCCAGCAGAGCGCCCUGGCCGACUACAUCGAGCGCAAGACUGGGCGCCGGCCGUCCUCGCAGGACGUGGGGCUGCUGAGGGAGCGUGCCCACAGCUCCUACCUGCAGCCCGGAGCCAUGGACAGCCAGAGCCUCUCCUCUGCCUCCAGCAUGAAUUCCCUCCAGGACCAGAACCUCUACCGCCGGAGAGAGUCCUUCGAGCGGAUAUCCAGGAUGGGGAGGAUAUCUUCUACCCUUCCUCCUGAGCUGCUGGGCUACUUUGAUCUGAGUGGAGAUGAGAGGAAACCAGGGCGCCAGGACAGCUUGGCCACGAGCCGCCCCAAAGCAGAGAAGUGCCGGGAUUACAGAGCCAGAACAGAGCUCACCAAAGGCACGCAGACGGACCCUCUGGGUGUGCAAGGCCAGCCUCGCUACGGGAAGCAGGAGCAGGUCUUGGAGAUGCCCUCCAGCAGCAGGAAAUCUGGGAAGUCGGUGUCCGUGGAGGACCUGCUCGAUAGGCAUGACCAGCAGACGGUUCCCGUGCACGUACGCUCCCGGUCAUCACCCACCGCAGAGAAGAAGCACCAGGACCCACUGAGAAGGGACAGCAGUGAGUUUGGCCCCAUGGUGAGAGACCCUUUCUACGUGGUCAGCGCGGGACCCAGGUCUUUCAGCAAGCAAGAAAGAAGCCACUCAGAAAAAAUGGCCUUCACAAGUUAUUAUCCCCAUCCUCACCACAGCAGCGAGGCUGUCACCGGGCCUGCCACGCUGACCGAGAACCACAGGCUCUCAGAACUUGCCAGGCCAGACAGCAGGACUUCUGCAUUUGUCCUAACCCCAACGGAGGCAAGGAGUCACUAUCCUGAGCAAAAGCAAGGCUUUAAACCCUUGUUCCUUAACCUUUCUCCUGGGGCUGGCCAGUCCUCCCCUGACACACCCGCCCAGACUCCCUCAGACUUGCAGAGUGCAGGGGAUGGCCAGGCUGUGAGACAGCACCAUGCCAAACGAGAUGCUGCUCCCCCUGAGGGCAACAGUGACAUGCAGGCACAAUCUUUGGGUGCUGUCCAGGAUAGAUCCCCUGGGAGCCCCACAGAAGAAAUGAUGUGGAGAAGAAAAGCCGGGCUGCUUCACCGAUCCCUCCCACCCAAAGUGCUGUGGGCUCACUCGCUCAAAGACAACAGCUACCCAAGGGCUGUGGUGUCUCCUCCAGUGGCUGGGCCAAAGUUCUCCCAGAGGUGGCAGUCCCUGCCCACGCAGAGCAGCACUUCUUCUGACCCAGAGACUCCUUCUCCCCAGGGGACAACCCAUCUCCGGAUCUCGGAGUCGGUGCUGCAGCUCACACCGCCACCGGCGCUGCAGGACGACGAAGAUGACGAAGUGUUUGUCACAGCCUCCCAGCCUGCUGUCGCCUCUCCACCCUUCUCACCCCCACUGCCAUCCCAUCCCCUUCCUGAGCUGAGCUCCUGUACUUCUGCAAACAGCACAGAGGGAUUCCCACCUUCUCCCCCACCGCUGGCGCUGGAGGGGACCACUGGGGCAGCUGGAGACAAAGCCCCCAGGCUGGCAGAGGAGGCCAAAGCAAGCAGCUUCAAAAGCUUUCCCAAAGCCCUGGCUGAGAGGGAGGGCACCAGUAUCAGUGAAAGGGACUGGCCCCUCUCACCACAUGCAUCAAAGAGGACCAGCUCUCCAUCUGCUGUGGACAAGCAGCACCAGUUACCUGCUUCUUCUGAAGGACUUCAGAGUGCUGACAGGCAGCCCAUAAGUCCACCUGAAGGUAAUCACAGAGAGCCAGCAGUCGCCACCCGGGAGUCGGAGAACAGCAGCCUGGACUCUGGGCCGCUCAGCACAGCAUCUCCGGUGAAGACAAAGACCAAGAGCCCAGAAGAUAUUAAGUCAGAGGCUCUAGCAAAAGAAAUUGUCCACAAAGACAAGUCUCUGGCUGAUAUCUUGGAUCCAGAUUCCAAAAUGAAGACAACCAUGGACUUAAUGGAAGGGAUUUUCCCCAGUGGGACCAGCUUGCUGAAGGAGAACAUGAAAAGGAAGACGACGCAGAAGAAAGCUAACAGGACAGCAGCUGAAGAUGAAAUGAAAGAAAAGGAAGCUCCUGUCACCCUGGUCACCUGUCCUGCUUAUUACAACGUUUCAGCACCCAAAGCAGAGCUGCUGAAUAAAAUCAAGGACUUGCCAGAGGAAGUCGGUGAAGAAGAGGAGCUGCUGGACAUCAACGAGAAGAAGGCUGAGCUCAUCGGCAGCCUGACCAACAAACUGGAAAUCCUGAAGGAAGCCAAGGAGGGCCUGCUUGCGGACAUCAAGAUGAACAAUGCUCUUGGAGAAGAGGUGGAGCUGUUGAUCAGCAAUCUCUGCAAGCCUAAUGAGUUUGACAAGUACAAGAUGUUCAUUGGUGACCUGGACAAGGUGGUGAACCUGCUGCUCUCCCUCUCGGGGCGCCUGGCCCGCGUGGAGAACGUCCUGAGGAGCCUGGGGGAAAAUGCCAACAGUGAAGAGCGGAGCUCCCUGAAUGAGAAGAGGAAGCUGCUGGCUGGCCAGCACGAGGACGCUCGGGAGCUGAAGGAAAACCUUGACCGUCGAGAACGGGUGGUCUUGGAGAUCCUGGGUAACUACCUGUCUGAGGAGCAGCUCCAGGACUACCAGCACUUUGUGAAGAUGAAAUCUGCGCUCCUCAUCGAGCAGCGAGAGCUGGACGAUAAAAUCAAACUGGGUCAGGAACAGCUCAAGUGCCUGAUGGAAAGCCUCCCCACGGACUUCACACCAAGGGAUGCAACAGCAGCAGCUGCCCUUGCUGCACUACUUGCUACCUCCAGCGGGGUCAGUGGUAAAACACCUCCAGCAGUCUCCUCCUCACUCUAA